Dioscorea cayenensis subsp. rotundata (Guinea yam) is the source of this 1717-nucleotide messenger RNA. RefSeq names its product beta-glucosidase 22-like. The record is from RefSeq and is a predicted model, not a curated record. Gene Ontology annotation, molecular function: beta-glucosidase activity. Bases 21 to 1628 code for a protein of 535 amino acids. Gene Ontology annotation, biological process: carbohydrate metabolic process. Lineage: Eukaryota; Viridiplantae; Streptophyta; Magnoliopsida; Dioscoreales; Dioscoreaceae. The transcript is spliced from 13 exons.
UGCAAGGAAAGGGACCAUUAAUGGCUUCAAUACUACUUUCACUUUUUCUCAUAUCCUUGCAUUUGUGGCUGUGCUCUGCCCAAUGCUCACCUCCCAACUACACCAGGAAUGACUUCCCUUCAGACUUUGCCUUUGGAGCAGGAACAUCAGCUUAUCAGGUUGAAGGAGCAGCAGCUGAAGAUGGAAGGAGCCCAAGCAUUUGGGACACUCAUACUCAUGCAGGGAAGAUGGCAGACAAGAGUACUGGAGAUAUUGCUUCAGAUCAAUACCAUAAAUAUAAGGAAGAUGUGAAGCUUAUGAGUGAUCUUGGAUUGGAAGUGUAUAAGUUCUCCAUCUCCUGGUCAAGACUUAUCCCAAAUGGUAGAGGUGAAAUUAAUCCGAAAGGACUGGAAUACUAUAACAAUCUUAUCAAUGAACUUCUUGGAAAAGGAAUUCAGCCACAUGUUACUCUAUAUCAUCUGGAUCUUCCUCAAGCGCUGGAAGAUGAAUACAAUGGCUGGUUGAGCCCCAGAAUAAUGGAUGAUUUCACAGCAUAUGCGGAUGUGUGCUUCAGAGAAUUUGGAGAUAGAGUAUCUCAUUGGACAACCAUGGCUGAAGUUAACAUCAUGUCAUUAGGAUCAUAUGAUAAUGGAGAUUUUCCACCUUCGAGAUGUUCAUAUCCAUUUGGAGUCACCAACUGCACUGCAGGAAAUUCCAGCACUGAGCCAUACAUUGCCACUCACAAUGCAUUGCUUACUCAUGCUUCAAUUUUUCAUUUAUACAAAACAAAAUACCAGUUUUCAUGGCAUUUUAGGAUUUUGGAUCCAUUGGUGUUUGGGGACUAUCCAAAGACAAUGAAGAAAAUAGUGGGAUCAAGGCUACCAGUUUUCACCAAAUCUCAAUCAGAGUAUUUGAAAGGAUCAUUUGAUUUCAUUGGUUUGAAUCACUAUACUUCACUCUUUGUUGUUGAUAAUUCUGCUGAGGCCCUCGCAAUGCCCAUUAGAGACUACAAUGCUGACAUGCUUGCUACACUCAUAGUGUGGAAGAAUGAAACACCAAGCGACAAGUACAUUCCAUCAUCAACUCCAUAUCGUCCAUAUGGGCUGAGAAAACUGCUGGAAUAUUUCAAGCAAAAAUACAAAAACCCUCCCAUUUAUAUUCAAGAAAAUGGUUGUGGACUUGGCAUGGAAGACACAAUGAAUGACACUUACAGGAUUGAUUAUUUGAAUGGUUACAUUGGAAGCACCUUGGAAGCUAUCAGGAAUGGAGCAAAUGUGAGAGGAUAUUUUGUGUGGUCAUUUAUUGAUGUUUUUGAGUUCUUAACUGGAUAUCAAUCAAGAUUUGGAUUCUAUUUUGUGGAUUUUGAUGAGAAGGAGCUCAAAAGAAUUCCUAAAUUAUCAGCACAUUGGUACUCAAACUUCCUCAAAGGAAAAAACAUCAAGGAAUUUCAAGGAGCUCAUAGUGUUGUUCUUGAUCUUGAUUCAAACUUCCAAUUAUAUGCAACCUGGCAUGAUGAAAGACUAAGCAAGAGCCCGGGGAAGCGGAGGAUCCCUGGCAAAAACAUGAACCUAAUGAAGGAUAUUGAGAAAGUCGAUAAUGUAGAAUUAUUGUUACUUAUUAAAGAUAAUUACCUUAAAAUUAAAAAUUGAUUCCAUCACUUUUUUCUUUGUAGUAAUUUUAUAUCUAGUGUAUUUUUUGUGUAAUCAUGUAAAUAUAAAUAUAGGAUGUAUCUUAUAUU